UCACUGUCUCCCUCUUCCUUAGUCAGGAGUCGGACGUCGCUCGCCUUCCUCCUCCUCGUCGGUGAGUUUAUCCCAUGCUGCAGUCGCUGUUUGUAUGUCGUUACCGCUCCGACGCUGCUCUCACCGCACAAUGUCAACUCUUUCGCAAACAAAAGAACUCUUCAGGAGAGCAGAUGCUGUUUGUUUUGAUGUGGACAGCACAGUCAUCAAAGAGGAAGGCAUCGAUGAACUGGCCAAAUUCUGCGGUGUGGGCGAUGCAGUCACUGAGAUGACUCGUAAAGCUAUGGGCGGUUCAGUGUCAUUUAAAACGGCGCUUACUGAACGUCUCUCCAUCAUCAAAUGUUCUAGAGAACAAGUGAACAAACUGAUAACGGAUCACCCACCUCAGCUGACUCCAGGUAUUAGGGAGCUUGUGGACCGUCUGCACCAGCGCAACAUUAAGGUCUUUCUCAUCUCCGGUGGAUUCCGCUGCAUUGUUGAACAUGUGGCCACCCAGCUAAACAUUCCCCUGGAUCAUGUGUAUGCGAACCGGCUCAAGUUCUACUUCAAUGGAGAGUACGCCGGUUUCGAUGAGAGUCAACCCACAGCUGAGAGCGGCGGCAAAGGAAAGGUCAUCAGCAUGCUGAAGGAACAAUACAGCUUCAAGACUGUGGUGAUGAUCGGAGAUGGAGCCACGGAUCUCGAGGCCUGUCCUCCCGCUAGUGCUUUUAUUGGAUUUGGUGGCAACGUUACCAGGCAGCAGGUGAAGGAGAGGUGUUCCUGGUAUGUGACGAGCUUUGGGGAGCUGAUGAAAGAACUGGAGAAGAUCUAAAGAUGGUGGAACUGUACUGUCACUAGGGCGGGGCAAUAAUUCAAUAACAAUGUACUGUCUAUUGCGAUAUGCUUUUCUUUAAUCGCAAUAUAACGGAGAUUCAGUAUAUAUCGAUAUGUUAAUAACGAUAUUUAAUACAAUACAUGGCGCACACUUAGUGAGAUGUGUCACUAUUUAACCAGUGUUUGUCGUUUCCAGCUAUAAUUUAAAACAACGAGAAAACUCAAUCUUUGAUUACUUGACAUUUAUUGUGUUAGACUGAAUGAAACAUUUGAAUUUGACCAUAUCGUUCAGCCCUAAUUCUCAUAGAUUUUGCACUUGAUGGUUUUUAUACAGUGCCCAACUUUCCUUAGACUCUUGCUAGAUUUUUAUAAUGGAUGAUGAAGACUAAUUUUACAUAGUGGUAUUGCCUUAUGGAUUUUUCUACAUUAGAGGAUACAGUAAUAACCAAACAUCAUCUCUGUGAUGGGUUAUGAGAAAGGAUAUCAGUUUGUUUUUUUGUUUUUUUUUGCAUCAAAGCCUUUUCGUAAUGCAGAUACAACUCCUGAAUAUUAUGGUCUGUAUUUUGCAAUGAACACUAGAACUGUUUUAAUUCUGUAUGAAUACUAAGAGCUGUAAUAUAGCAUGUCAAAGCCUCAAGUUAAUAUGACAUGAACAUUAAACAAACUCAUGCCAUUAAAAA
Molecule: messenger RNA, 1493 nt
Organism: Solea senegalensis (Senegalese sole)
Lineage: Eukaryota; Metazoa; Chordata; Actinopteri; Pleuronectiformes; Soleidae
Gene: psph
Product: phosphoserine phosphatase
Exons: 6
Coding region: 95-811 (238 amino acids)
Biological process (GO): dephosphorylation; L-serine biosynthetic process
Cellular component (GO): cytoplasm
Molecular function (GO): L-phosphoserine phosphatase activity; magnesium ion binding
Source: RefSeq, a predicted model, not a curated record